Molecule: messenger RNA, 936 nt
Organism: Aureobasidium melanogenum CBS 110374
Lineage: Eukaryota; Fungi; Ascomycota; Dothideomycetes; Dothideales; Saccotheciaceae
Exons: 3
Coding region: 1-936 (311 amino acids)
Source: RefSeq, a predicted model, not a curated record
AUGUCGUACGUACCCCUUGGAUGGACGCCAGAGCGUCUUGCUGCUGCGACGGCCGAUGAAUUGCUACAAUUGGACUACUCAACGCUCCACUUGAUUUCUCCAAUGGCUGUCUCGUCGCCCUCAGCCCAAGACGCGAUAUUCGGAGCGCGCAUAGAUGAGCUUACACGUCGCGAGCGAGAGAGAUUCAAGCUAUCACCAGUUCUUCCACGCUUCAGACCCGACACACCAUUGCCAGAAGAUGAUACUGAACGCGCCGUGAUGCAACAGCGCAUGCGCAAAUGGCUGGACGAUGAGCGCGCCCGGUAUCUGGCCAAUCCCGAUGCACUAGCCGUUCCUUUGAUCGAUACACAGAAAGUGCCCAAGCCCGAUGUAGAUGCUGUUGUGCAAGUGGUCCAGGAAGCAGGCUAUGACGAUUUUGGUUACGUCCUUGUGCGUUUGGAUUACACUGACGAGGAUGCUUGGACACGCUGGAACACUAUUUUCCAUCAGUACUUAGAUCGGAGUCUAGAAGAAAGUCUCGGUGGUGAGAGCAUCGCAGACAAAUUGCUCAUCGUAAACGUGGGGGAUGAAGACCUUGAUGGGACUGGCUGGCAUGGCGCUGUGAGCUACUAUGAAGAUGUUUGCGCAAACGACGCGGUGCCGCCUGGUCUCGACACAGGCAUGAUUCUCGUAGCGGAUGCAGAAGCUGUCAGCUCUCUGUUGCAACCGACACCCGAUGUUGAGCCCUGGAUCUGGGCUGCCGAUGUUGACUAUGACUGGAAAAUCGGGGACCAACCCUCACUAGGUUCAUCACCUGCCAGACACUAUCCUGGAUGCAUACGUGUUGCUUUAUCGGUAGUUCUCUCAGAGUUCUGGCCCCUUCUGAAGAGGCCUGGCGGUGUUGGGCGGCACCUCUGGACUCCAGACCUCGGAGUGUGGGAAGGAAUAGGCGUCUAA